Empidonax traillii (willow flycatcher) is the source of this 2544-nucleotide messenger RNA. It is a transcript of the gene SREK1, whose product is annotated as splicing regulatory glutamic acid and lysine rich protein 1. Gene Ontology annotation, cellular component: nucleoplasm. The record is from RefSeq and is a predicted model, not a curated record. Gene Ontology annotation, molecular function: RNA binding. The transcript has 12 exons. NCBI's taxonomy places the organism in Eukaryota, Metazoa, Chordata, Aves, Passeriformes, Tyrannidae. The coding region runs from base 186 to 2204 and encodes 672 amino acids.
CUUCCCGCGCGUGCGAGCCGGAGCCCCAGCCGGCAGGGGCCGCCCUCCGCCCGGGGCGCUCCGCCAGGAGCACGGAGUGCGCCGCUAGAGGGCCCGCCCGCCCGCGGGGUCGCUCCGCCGACGGCGCGCUCAUCGGUGCGCGGCCCCCUCCACGGUGCGCGCGGAGCGGCCAAGCAAGCGCCGCCAUGAUGAACAGCGGCGGGAUCGGGGUCCCGCUGGGCUUCCCCCUGGGCCCCACGUCCGUCAUCCAGGUCACCAACCUCUCCUCGGCCGUGACCAGCGAGCAGAUGCGGACACUCUUCGGCUUCCUGGGAGAUAUAGAGGAGCUGCGCCUCUAUCCCCCGGACAACGCCCCUCUUGCUUUUUCCUCCAAAGUAUGUUAUAUUAAGUUUCGCGAAGCAUCAAGUGUUGGUGUGGCCCAGCAUCUAACUAACACGGUUUUUAUUGACAGAGCUUUGAUAGUUGUUCCCUGCGCAGAAGGUAAAAUCCCAGAUGAAGCCAAAGCCCUCUCUCUCUUGGCGCCUGCUCCUACUAUGACAAGUCUGAUGCCUGGUGCAGGGUUGCUUCCUAUACCUACACCAACCCCUUUGACUACACUUGGUGUUUCACUUGGCACUUUAGGGGCUAUACCAGCAGCAGCAUUGGACCCUAACAUUACAGCACUGGGAGAAAUACCACAACCGCCAAUUAUGGGAAAUGUGGAUCCAUCCAAAAUUGAUGAAAUCAGGAGAACGGUCUAUGUUGGAAACCUAAAUUCCCAGACUACAACAGCAGAUCAACUGCUUGAAUUCUUCAAGCAAGUUGGAGAAGUCAAAUUUGUGCGAAUGGCAGGUGAUGAGACUCAACCAACACGAUUUGCUUUUGUGGAAUUUGCUGACCAAAAUUCUGUACCUCGAGCUCUUGCCUUUAAUGGAGUUAUGUUUGGAGACAGGCCACUGAAAAUAAAUCAUUCCAAUAAUGCAAUAGUGAAACCUCCCGAAAUGACACCACAAGCUGCUGCUAAGGAGCUGGAAGAAGUGAUGAAGAGAGUAAGGGAAGCCCAGUCUUUCAUAUCUGCUGCUAUUGAGCCAGAGUCUGGAAAGAGCAGUGAAAGAAAAGGUGGUCGAUCUCGUUCCCAUUCUCGUUCAGAAUCCAGGUCUAGCUCAAAAUCUCGAUCUAGAAGAAAAAGAUCACACUCAAAACACAGAAGUAGAUCAGGCAACAGAUCUCUCUCAAGACACAAGGACAGACGCAGAUCCAGAAGUCCCCUGAAAAAACGGUCUAGAUCUUCGGAAAGGCGGAAAUCAAGAAGUCGCUCUCGUUCUCGGGACAAGAAAAGAGACAAAGAAAAGAUCAAGGAAAAGGUCAAAGAAAAAGAGAGAGACCGAGACAAGGAGAAGGAUAGGGACCGAGACAAAGACAGGGAAAGAGAGCGAGAUAAAGAGAGAUACAGAGACAAGGACAAGGAGAGAGAUAAAGAGCGAAGCAAAGAUAGAGAGAGAGCCCGAGAGAAAGAUAGGGACAAGGAUAAGGACAAAGACAGAGACAGGGACAAGGACAGGGAAAAGGAAAAAGAUAAAGAGAAGGAAAAAGACAAGGAAGAGGUAGACCUGAACAAAGAAAAAGAAGAUAUUGAGAAAGAAGGAGAGAAGGACAGAGAGAAGAUUAAGGACAAAGAGGGAGAUAAGGACAAAGAGAAGGACAGGGACAAAGAAAAAGAUGGGGAUAAGGAGAAAGAGCGAGAAAGAGAAAAAGAGAGAGAUGAUAAAAAGAAGAAAGAUAAGAGAUCCAGAACACCCCCAAGAAGCUAUAGCUCUUCAAGAAGAUCUCGUAGCUCCAGCAGGGAAAGGCGUAAAAGGAAGAGUAGAAGUCCUUCCAGGUCUCCUAAAACAUCGAAAACAGCAAAGAGAAAGUCUUCACGAACUCCUUCCCCCAGAAGAAACAAGAAAGAAAAAAAAAGAGAAAGAGAUACAAAUAUUGAAAGAAGAGAAAGAGAAUGCUCCACCUCCAAGAAAAAAAGUAGUAAAGAAAAAGAGGGAAAGGAAAAAUCUGACAAAAGCACCACUACUUUGAAGGAGAAAGAUAACAAAGAGGAUCAGAAUUCAGAAACUGACAAGGAAGUAGACAAUAGAGAUACACAAAGGACAGAUGAAGUCAAACUACAACAGAAUGGAAACUGUCAACCAAAUGAAGAAAGCCUCUCAAUUAAAAUCGAAGAGGUUUAAAGCAAAGAAUGAACUUGUGAUUCAACUAAGGAAUGAAAUCCAAAGCAUCUUAUUUCCCAGAAUGAGGAAGAAAAUGUCAAAGCAAUCAAUGUGACCGUGUUGAUAGUACUAGUAGUUCCUACAAUUCUUGUGAUAGCUUUGUUGUCUUCUUGCUGUAAAGCAAGAGAGCACGGACCAGUCGUUAUACCAUGAAAAGGCAGAUGCCAUCAGAACUAUUCAUCUCUGAAAAUCCAUACAUUUCCAUGAUGGCUGUACUUACUUGUAAAAUGAUAUAUGUUAUGUUUUGCUAUAAGCUGUUACAAAUAAGUAGAAACUGAAAGAUGUAAACCUGUACUUCCCC